AUGUCCAGCCACCAGAACAGCCGUAACGUGGCGCCCCACUCCGCCGUGUCGCUUCUGGGCAGCACCACCGAUUUGGGCGCCCUGCGCACGCACAAUGCGCUGCAACAGCGCCAAGCCCAAGUGGCGGAUGCCACACGCCGACUUUUGCAGUCGGAAACGUUGGUCAACAUGCUUCAAGAGGCGGGUGUGGAGCUUCCUAGCUUGGAGGACCUGGAGAUGUACCGAGCCGCACUGCGAGCCAACCUGACCUGGCGGGACAUCCUGCGUCCCAACCUGGCUGCCGCCAAGCGGGGCGGCAACGCCCAGCCGGGCUUCAGCCGGUGGCUGGACGCCGCCAUCACGGAGGAGCAGCGGAGGGCGGUGCGGGACGAGGCGGCCCGGGUCAUACAGGCCGCCUGGAGGGCCUUCAAACGAUCCCAGAUCAACAGCGUCAUGCGCCAUGUUCGGAACUUCGAGAUCGGCAAGUACGACUGGAGCGAUGAUGAUUCCGUACCGUCGGACGAGCUGCCGGACUGGUGGGACGAGUCCGAUAGCGAGGAGGACGAUGAGGACGGCGAGGAGGGCAAAGACGGCAAGAAGAAGAAGGGCAAGAAAAAGGCCGACAUGAAGAAGUCCGCGAGCUUCAUGAAGAAGCGCUCGGUCCUGGCGGCGGUGGCGGGGGCCAUGGACGAGGAGACGAUGGGGGAUGCGGUGGCGGCGGGGAACUCCAAGAGAAAGAAAAAGAAGAAGAAAAAGGCGGGUGCGGGCGGGGAGGGGGAGGACGGCGGCGAGGAUGGGGAAGGCGGUGGAGAGGAAGGCGACGGCGGCGGCGACGGCGACGGAGGGGGAGAGGACGGCGGAGGCGGAGUGGGAGCGGAGGACAGCGCUGGCGGCGGUAAGAAGAAGAAGGGAAGGAAGGGCGGCAAGAAGAAGGACGACGGAGCGGCGGGCGAGGAGGGGGAGGAGGGCAGCGGCGCAGCCGCUGGCGGCGGCGGCGGCGGUGAGGAGGUUGACGGUGAAGGUGACGCCGGAAAGGGAAAGGUACGGAGGAAAACUACCAAGAUCAAGGCCGCCGACGGGGUCCUGGCCGCGGAGCCAAGUACCGGGGCACUGGCGUCGGAAGCAAGUCGGGGGCCUGACGGCGCCGCUGGAGAGGCAGGGGUUGCCCUCCUCACACCCUUCCCCUUUUUGUUUGUUUUUUUCUUGAACCCCAUCAAUCAAUCAAUCCCCACGCGCACCGCCCUCAGGCCGCCGCCGCCACCACCGCCGCCACCGCCGCCGCCGCCACCGACGAACAAGGAGCCGCCAGCGCCCAAGGAGCCGCCGCCGCCGCCGCCGCCGCCACAACAAAGCGUAUCAGCUGCGACAGCUGCGGCGGCGGCCGCCGCCGCCGCGGCGGCGGCAGCGGAAGCAGCAGCGUCAGCGGCGGCUGCCGCUGCUGCUGCCGCCGCCGUUCCAUUGUCAGAGUCUGUCUCCACGUCUGACGUCGGGCAAGCCGUACCUGGCGCUGCGGGCCGCCGCCGCAGCAGCCAAAAGAGCACUGGCAGCGGCGCCGUCGACAACGACGAUGGCGGCGAUGGCGACGGCGACACCACGGCUCGCCGCACCGACGGUGAAAGCGACGACGGAGACGCUGCCAGCGGCGCCGACGCCGGCGGCGGCGGCGCGGCACCAAAAGCGAAGAAGAAGAAGAAACGAAAGCCCGUCGCCGCCAAGCCGCGCGACAGCGACGGGCCUGGCGGCGCCGCCUCCAGCAGCGUCGGCGGCGGCACAGGCAGCGUCGCCGCCAGCACGCCUCGCAAGCUGCUUCAGCCGGUGCGGCAGCCAGAAGUACCGGACUGGUCCAAGGUGGGCCCGUCGGCGGCUCUCUUUGACGCCAAGACAGAUCAGGAAAAGCGUGCGGCGAUCCUGGCGCGCAUGGCUCGCGACGCAGGGCCCGAUUGGAAGCCGCCUGGUGUGGUGGGGGACUGGUUCAGCAUGUCGCACUACCUGUACGACGGUACGGAUCCAGACAAGCGGGGUGCGGCGAUGGCCAAGGUGGCGGAAACGAUGGCGGCCAACGGUCAACCGCUCUGGAGGCCAGGGGGAGUCGCCGUGCACCAGUGGUUCAGCAUGUCACGGUCAAUGUACGACGGCACUGACCCGGCGAAACGCAUGGAGGUGAUGAGCAAGGUGGCGGCGCAGACGCAGCAGCCGCCCCUGAACCCCAUGUGGCGGCCCCCCGGCAUUGGACCCGGCAUUGGCAGACCCCGGUACGACAACGGCCUCUUCGACGGCGAGCCAGAGAAGGAGCGCCGUACAUCCCUGAACGGCAUGCCUCCGUGGCGGCCGCCAGUAUUACGCUCAGGGGUCCCCCGCAUCGAGUAUUACAACUACUACAACAACAACGCCCCAGCUGGUGCCUUCAGUCCUCAUUCCUCUUCCGAUGGUGACGAUGGUGGUGAUGAUGAAGAUGAUGGUGAUGAUGGUGCGGAUCUGGAUCUGGAUUUGGAUCUGGAUGCUCCCCCGGGGGAGACGCCGGAGGAGCGUGAGGCUAGGCGGGCGGCAAGGCGGGCAGAGAGGCGGGCGGAGAGGCGGGCGGCAAGGCGGGCGGCACGUGCGGCUGCCAAGGCGUCCGGCGGGCUGGCUGGGGAGAGCUCUGGCGGUUCUCUGGGCACCCGUCUCAACGGCCGUCAGCCCUGGCGCUUCACUUACGCUGUGGACGACGACGUAGUGGUGUCCGGGAACGACCCGCCGCAGGUCAAGUACGACGCCAUUUUACGAGAGGAGAAGCCAGCCCCAAGGCCUUGGAAAUACACCGUGAAUGCGGAACCGACACGUAAUGUGCCGUACAACAUUUGGGGGCCUUAUGUGGAUCCCGGUCGCAACCCACCCAGCCCUACGAAGCACGAGACACUCUUGUCGGCGGCCAUGAAGCGCCUCAGCCCGGACGUGGAGGCGGUGGUCGGUAGUACAACACGUGUACGAGGACAGCCCAGCGCGCGCUCCUUCUCCAGCGUUCACACCGACAGCGGCGGUGGCGGCGGCGGCGGCACAGGCAGCGGCAGUGGCAGUCCUGUAGCGGCCGAGGCACCCCGUUUAAGCAACGGCGGCGGCGCCGCCGCCGCCGCGGCAGCAGCGGCGGAGCCCUCGACGACUGUCGACUGUGCCGACACGGCACCGCCGUCGCCGAGCCACGACGCCGCCGACGCCGUUGCCGCUGACGCUAAGGCUGCGGACGCUACCGACGCGCACUCAGAUUCGGAGGCGACGGCAGCGGCGCACAAACGUUCCGGACCUCGGGGCGCCAAGUCACUACGCCGUAACAUAUCCAUGCCGCAACUAAACCGGCGUGCGGGGGGUCCUCAGCGGUUUUUCUCUGCACGACAUCAUCGUCAUCACUCAACCAGCAUCAUCGGCGCCGCUGCCGCCAUCCCAAGCUACGUCGUACUUGCGCCUGAGGUGUCGGCCGCCGCCGCUGAUGCCGUGGCGCCGCUCGUCGCCGUCUCGACGCACGACACUACUGCGGCAUUGCAUGGACUGCCGUACGAGCUGAGUGUCAUGGGCCACUCCGCGGUGCUGUCGCCGAUGCGCAUAUCGGGCCUGGCGGCGGCGGCAUCGGGCGUGUACGACAGCAGCGAUGGCGGAAGCUGCAGCGGCGAUGUCAGUGGCAGUGAGGACCCUGAAGCGCUCCGUCGAGUGGGAUUGUUUGCACCACGGCCGCCGAGCCCCCUUUCCAGGGCCUUUCCGGCGGGUGUCGACGACGGCUUGCUUGAAGCGGAGCCAAGUCAGGGCGCUGCUGACGGCGCCGCCGCCGCUGCGCUAUCGUUGGCCGCAUCGGCAUUGGCCACGGAAGCCGGACUCUCGGCUGCCGGUGACGUGGCGGUCGUGAUGGCCUCCGCGGCGGCGGCCGUCGUGGAGGUUGACUUGACGGCGGCGGCGGCGGCGGCGGCGCCGUCAGUGGACCCGCUGACUCUGCCGCAGCUGUCGUCCCUGCGGCAUCAACUCCCCAUGGAAGAUCUGCAGCAAAGAUUGUUGCAGCUACAGCAUGAGCAGGGGUCGCAUGACGGCGGCGGCUAUUUGGACGAGCUGGCGGAGGGAGACCCGUCGUACCUAGAUUUUGCCGUAGCGGCGGCGGCAGCAGCAUCGUCGGCAGGAGGCUUGGCGGAGGCGGAUAGGGACGCGGCUUCGGCAGCGGCCGCCGCGGGGGAACAGGGGUCGCCGUCACUGCCGCCGACGGCGGCAAUGCCGACGGCAGCACCGCCGUCGCCGCCGUCGCCAUUCGAGCCUACAUCGCCGAUGGAGGGCCGUCUGGCCUAUUUCCGCUCCCUUCAGCUUCCCAAAUGCACCUCCACCUUCUCAUCUGAAUUUGGAAUCAACUACACCAGUCAUGGCACUAUCAAGCGCCGCUCGCGCGUCUGGCGCAGGUCUUACGAAUCGAACUCGGGCGACGGCAGCGGUGAGUACGGCGACGCUGGCGGCGCCGGCGGAGUCCGUGCACGGAAUCGCAGCGCGCCGCGGCUGUACCCCCCGGCGGGGUCCACCCUCCCCGAUGGGGGGGAGCCCAAGCGUAUCUGCUCGGCACGACGCCGGGGGCCUUUCUCCACAGCUGGGGUCAAGCCGUACCCCCUGGGUCUGGAUCCAGUUGUCGUACGGAGCUUGCCGUUGCAUUUGCGGGUAAACGCCCGCGCUCGGUCGGCACCAGGCUCACCUCGCGGCAGCAUCAGCGUCUCGCCGGUGUCGGAGGAGGAAGCCUUCGGAGUUACCGUCAGCGGCGGCGUCGCCGCUGCUGCUGCUGGCACCGGCUCAGCAGGCGUCACAGCUGCCGCUGCUGCCAGUGCAGCCACGGCAACCGCCGCGCCGGACCCCCGCGCGCAAGAUAUCUUGGCAUCUCGGAGUGCGCACUUUGCGGCCCAGCGGCGUACGGCAGCUAAAGCCUUCGCUCAGCCCGACCCACGGGCCAUGUACGAGCUUUUGCUGCUCAGCCGGUGCAUACAACAAAACCAAACGGAUGACUUGUACGGCACAGCAGCGCCUGUCCAGGGAGGCUCAAGGCGCAAAUUGGCGGCUGUAACAGCCCAGAGCACUCAGAUUGCGAGCCUAAUCGACGCGCAUAAUAAGGCCCAUGUAAAGCUGGCGGCGCCGGCGCCUAUCCCUGUGGGCCGAAACGGCGGCGGCGGCGGCGGUGCGGCGGCGGCGCCCGCGCUGGCGUGGACGGGCCAUAACCCGUCGCCACGCAACAGCUUCAUCCAGUCGCAGGCCUCGGCCACGUUGGCGCUGCCACCGGUACGGCAACCGUCGACGUUAUUGCAGCCGGCGGCGGCGUCGGGGAGCUAUUUGUGGUUUCAGCCGACGGCGCCGCCAUCGGUGCUACCGCCGAUUGCCGGGUCGGAGUUUGUCCGUCGCUCUACUCUGACUCCCGUGUCCUUCACGACGCCGACGGCGACCUCCACGGGGGUGCCGCUUGCGCAGCCCCCGCCCCCGCCGCUGUACGGGCAGUACACGUUCGCCGCCGCGCCGUCGACGGCGCCAAUGACCGAUAUUUUGACAGGAUCUUGGGUUUGUAGCCGUCCUGCGUCUGCACGCGAGCUCAUGUCGGCAGGGUCGGUGGUGGCGGAGCUGCUACCGCCGGCUCCACCGUUGCAGCAGCAGCAGCAGGAGCCACCGCUGCAGCCGCCACGGGCGCUAGGCCGGAGCUCUAACGGCCUAAAGCAUCUACCGCCGCCGGUGCUGCAGCACCAGCCAUCACGGCCUGAGUCGGCGGCGGCGGCAGCUGCGGCUCCACAACCGCCGCCGCCGUUGCUUCGCAUCGCUAGCAGCCGUACCAGCAGCCGGGAGGGCGGCAAAGGUGCCGUACUUUCCCAGGUCGCCGGCUCCAGGGAGGCUGGCAGCCAGGGCAGGCUGGGCAGUCCGGUAUCAAGUGUUAGUUUGACGGGUCACAACCAUUUUAGCGCUGCCACCGCUGCCGCCGCCGGCGAUGACGACGCGUUUGGCACCGGCUCUGGGCCCCCCUGGGCGCCGGCGACCGCUUCGUUUAGCGUUCCUCCGCCACAGGACGCGAUCCGACCAGGUUCAGGCCACGGGAUUGAUUCUCCCCUCCCAUUGUACGGCAGUGCAACCGCCGGCGCGGCUGCCACCGUCACUGACGUCACAGGUACGACAGGGUCGGCGUCGCCGCUGACGGCGGAGUCCAGCUCCUGGAGCGGCGUUCUGCCGCCGAUCGCCGCCUCGGUGCUGGCGUUACAGACGCAGCCCUCGAUGCUAUUUCAUCAGCAUCACCACCAACAGCAGCAGCAGCAGCCUGUCGCCGAGGCUGUUGCUGCUGCUGCUGCUACUACUGCGGCUGUGGCUGUAGUAGCGGCGACAGGCCAUUUACAGCAGCAGCAGCAACAACAACAAGAACAACAACAGCAGCAGCAUUCAUUUCACCUGGCACAGCUGCAGAAUCCCCAAAUCCCGCUGGCGCCGCCGCCGGCCCCGCAGCAGCAGGCGAACGGCCAUAACGCUCGUAACGCCUCCCCCAAAGCCCAAAGGUCCAUAUCCCCCGUGGCGCGCAUUUCUACCCCGACGUCGAACCAAACCUCAGGCUCCAUUUCUUUGUCGUACCCGCCCGUCGUCGGCUACAGAUCCUCAACCUCCACACCCAGGCUGCCUGCCGUAGGGCCGCCGCGGCGGUCCCCUGCAUCUGGCGUCAUGCCGUACGACGGCAUCGGCGGCGGCGGCAGCGGCGCCGCCGCCGCCGUCUCUGUACCAUCCCUUGGCGCGGUGCUGGAUGUGCCGGUACUGGUGGCGUCGGCGUCGGCGUCGGAGGUCGGCGGCGCCGGGGGAACCCCGCGACGCAAGGCCAAGGGCCAGCUGCGAGUGGGACGAGCACCGUUGGGGCUUCCGCUGGCCGCGAGGACACCUGAGCGGCCGCCAGGAUCCGGCGGCCUCUGA
Molecule: messenger RNA, 6894 nt
Organism: Volvox carteri f. nagariensis
Lineage: Eukaryota; Viridiplantae; Chlorophyta; Chlorophyceae; Chlamydomonadales; Volvocaceae
Exons: 14
Coding region: 1-6894 (2297 amino acids)
Biological process (GO): response to starvation
Cellular component (GO): nucleus
Molecular function (GO): cis-regulatory region sequence-specific DNA binding; DNA-binding transcription factor activity, RNA polymerase II-specific
Source: RefSeq, a predicted model, not a curated record